This is a messenger RNA of Acipenser ruthenus (sterlet), 408 nucleotides long. RefSeq names its product histone H4. Bases 43 to 354 code for a protein of 103 amino acids. Gene Ontology annotation, biological process: nucleosome assembly. Gene Ontology annotation, molecular function: structural constituent of chromatin; DNA binding; protein heterodimerization activity. The record is from RefSeq and is a predicted model, not a curated record. Lineage: Eukaryota; Metazoa; Chordata; Actinopteri; Acipenseriformes; Acipenseridae. The transcript has a single exon. Gene Ontology annotation, cellular component: nucleosome.
CGUUUCAAGUAUUGUGUUAUUUUUAUAAUACGGAUCUAGAAUAUGUCUGGAAGAGGCAAAGGUGGUAAAGGACUCGGGAAAGGAGGCGCCAAGCGGCAUCGCAAAGUGCUCCGUGAUAACAUCCAGGGCAUCACCAAGCCCGCUAUCCGCCGCCUGGCUCGCCGCGGAGGAGUGAAGCGAAUCUCCGGGCUGAUCUAUGAAGAGACCCGCGGGGUGUUGAAGGUUUUCCUGGAGAAUGUGAUCCGGGAUGCCGUCACCUACACUGAGCACGCCAAGAGAAAGACCGUCACCGCUAUGGAUGUGGUGUACGCUCUGAAGCGUCAGGGUCGCACUCUGUACGGAUUCGGAGGUUAAGGAUAUUCAUCGGCUGCAUUUGAACACAAAGGCUCUUUUCAGAGCCACCCACAA